AUGAAUCCUUCCUCUAAUAGCCAUGAAAACUCAUCAAUGCAUCAGCUGGAGCAAGUUAAACAGCCCAGAGAAUCCACACUCGCUACUUAUAGUCGCAAAGGCAAUAAAAAGAAGGAUGUUGUUUCACUGGCUGAAGAUGUUGGUGCUGAUGCACCAAUUGUAGGUUAUGUUCCCACGGAGGAAGCAACAAUAGACGAAGACAUGAUUGCGAAAGACAAUAAUAACUCUUCAAUUGUAGAUGUUGUUUCCACAGAGGAAACCGAGAUGAACAUGGAAUUAGCAGUGGGCUGUGAAUUUUGUGUGACUGGUUAUCAUAAGGAGAUACCCUUGGCUGUGCUAAUGGGGGAACAAGAGACUACACACAAUUUCAUCAAUGAAUCACUAGCUGAUAAGUUAGGUUGUGAGACAGUUCCAAUCCAGCCUCAAACUGUUCGCUCAGAUUUGGGAGAAAUGGUGACUUCCAGACUAUGCAACAACUUUCAAUUGUCAAUGGAAGGGAUUGUGUUUAAUUUGAAAGUGUACUUAGUUCCAUUGCCGUCAAAACAUGACAUGAUUCUAGGAGGAGAAUGGCUAGAAUGCCUUGAAAAAAUUAUAAUUAGUUAUGAUGGUAUAGAGUUGUACUUACGGGAAGGAGAGAAAAAAUUCAUUCCUUUCAAAAAAUCAAUUAGAGGCCGAAAACGCAACCGUUUCUAA
Solanum pennellii is the source of this 693-nucleotide messenger RNA. RefSeq lists its product as uncharacterized. The coding region runs from base 1 to 693 and encodes 230 amino acids. Lineage: Eukaryota; Viridiplantae; Streptophyta; Magnoliopsida; Solanales; Solanaceae. The transcript is spliced from 3 exons. The record is from RefSeq and is a predicted model, not a curated record.